AUGACUGCAAAUGGCACAACACCUACAGAGGGGUCUGGACCUAGGAAACUUAAGAUUUUAAUGAUACAUGGCUACACACAAUCCGGCCCAACCUUCAAUUCCAAAACCAAAGCCCUAACCAAACUCCUCAACCGACAAUUCCCCCCCUCUCACCCCAUCUACCCAGGCGGCAUCCAACUCCUCUACCCCACGGGACCAAUCCCCCUCCUACCAGCCGACAUACCAGGCUAUACGCCGACAUCCGAUCCCUCCCUCGCACCAACCGACGCAUACGGAUGGUGGAAGCGGGAGACGGGCGGAGCGCGAUACGCCGGCAUUGAAAAAGGGCUCGAAGUAAUCGCGAGCACGAUCCAAGAAGCGGGAGGAAUUGACGGCGUGAUCGGAUUUUCCCAAGGCGCAUGCGCCGCGUAUUUCGUAGCGAGUUUAUUGGAGAUGAAUCGCGAGAGUGCUUUUGCUCUUCAGUGUGUCAAGAACCCCUCUGAGGCUCUUCCUUAUCCUGCCUGCUUCACAACCCUGAAACAACAACUUCGUCAACCCCCGCUGAAGUUUUGUAUUUUGUAUUCUGGAUUCUAUGCGCCGUAUGAAGGAUACGAGGCAUUUUAUAAUCCACCUCUGAAAACGCGGGUUUUGCAUGUUAUUGGGAGUUUGGAUACUGUGGUAGAAGAACAUAGGAGUAUGGCUUUGGUGGAGGCGAGUGAGGAGGGGAGUAGGGAAGUGUGUUUUCAUCCGGGAGGACAUUUUGUGCCAAUGGGAAAGGAGUUUGGGAAUGUAGCUGUUGGGUUUAUGGUAAAAUGUUUGGAUGAAAAGAAGCCGGUGGUCGAGGAGAGCGUCGAGGAUAUGGAUGUGCCAUUUUGA
Molecule: messenger RNA, 855 nt
Organism: Sclerotinia sclerotiorum 1980 UF-70
Lineage: Eukaryota; Fungi; Ascomycota; Leotiomycetes; Helotiales; Sclerotiniaceae
Exons: 2
Coding region: 1-855 (284 amino acids)
Cellular component (GO): cytoplasm; nucleus
Source: RefSeq, a predicted model, not a curated record